Molecule: messenger RNA, 3654 nt
Organism: Nannospalax galili (Upper Galilee mountains blind mole rat)
Lineage: Eukaryota; Metazoa; Chordata; Mammalia; Rodentia; Spalacidae
Gene: Trim2
Product: tripartite motif containing 2
Exons: 12
Coding region: 241-2529 (762 amino acids)
Biological process (GO): proteasome-mediated ubiquitin-dependent protein catabolic process; negative regulation of translation; protein polyubiquitination
Molecular function (GO): protein binding; translation repressor activity; zinc ion binding
Source: RefSeq, a predicted model, not a curated record
CUGGCUUGCUGCAGUCUUUUCUACAGACGCUGAGAAAAAGAUGUCCUGUAAGAUUAAGAUUGAUUGGUCUGAGUACGGAAGGGGGUCUCCCACUUGUUAAUGACCCAGAAACAUUCCUGCCGACUUUCCUGAGCCUUCUCUCAUCUCUUCCAUUUUUCUCUUCCUCUGUUCUAUUCAUGAGCUGGCACAUCACUACUUAAAACAGAAGAUAUGCUGGGCUUCUGAUGAUGGCUGCACUGCAUGCAGCAGCGUGCAGGGUCGAGAACAGCCGGCCCCCCAUGUCAGUGGUCUAGGAUGGCCAGUGAGGGCGCCAGCAUCCCAAGUCCUGUGGUGCGCCAGAUCGACAAGCAGUUUCUGAUCUGCAGUAUAUGUCUGGAACGGUACAAGAACCCCAAGGUCCUGCCCUGUCUCCAUACGUUCUGUGAGAGGUGCCUGCAGAACUAUAUUCCUGCCCACAGCUUAACCCUCUCCUGUCCGGUGUGUCGCCAGACCUCCAUCCUGCCUGAGAAAGGGGUGGCCGCACUCCAGAACAACUUCUUCAUCACAAACCUCAUGGAUGUGCUGCAGCGAACGCCAGGCAGCAACGUUGAGGAGUCUUCCAUCCUGGAGACGGUCACUGCUGUGGCCGCAGGAAAGCCUCUCUCAUGCCCAAAUCACGAUGGGAAUGUGAUGGAAUUUUACUGCCAGUCCUGUGAGACCGCCAUGUGUCGGGAGUGCACCGAGGGGGAGCACGCAGAGCACCCCACUGUCCCACUCAAGGAUGUGGUAGAGCAGCACAAGGCCUCGCUCCAGGUCCAGCUGGAUGCCGUCAACAAAAGGCUCCCAGAAAUAGAUUCCGCUCUUCAGUUCAUCUCAGAAAUCAUUCAUCAGUUAACCAACCAAAAGGCCAGCAUCGUGGAUGACAUUCAUUCCACGUUCGACGAGCUGCAGAAGACUUUAAAUGUGCGCAAGAGUGUCCUGCUCAUGGAGCUGGAGGUCAACUACGGCCUCAAACACAAAGUGCUCCAGUCACAGCUGGAUACCCUGCUCCAGGGCCAGGAGAGCAUUAAGAGCUGCAGCAACUUCACAGCGCAGGCCCUCAACCACGGCACGGAGACCGAGGUGUUGCUGGUGAAGAAGCAGAUGAGCGAGAAGCUCAACGAACUGGCCGACCAAGACUUUCCCCUCCACCCCCGCGAGAACGACCAGCUGGAUUUCAUUGUGGAAACCGAGGGGCUCAAGAAGUCCAUCCAUAACCUGGGAACCAUCCUCACCACCAACGCCGUAGCCUCAGAGACAGUGGCCACAGGCGAGGGGCUUCGGCAGACCAUAAUCGGGCAGCCCAUGUCCGUUACUAUAACAACGAAGGACAAAGACGGAGAGCUGUGCAAGACCGGCAACGCGUACCUCACAGCGGAGCUGAGCACCCCCGACGGCAGCGUGGCUGACGGCGAGAUCCUGGACAACAAGAACGGCACCUACGAGUUCCUGUACACCGUGCAGAAGGAGGGGGACUUCACCCUGUCCCUCAGGCUCUACGACCAGCACAUCCGCGGUAGCCCGUUUAAGCUGAAGGUCAUCCGCUCUGCCGAUGUGUCCCCCACCACCGAGGGUGUGAAGCGACGCGUCAAGUCCCCUGGGAGCGGCCACGUCAAGCAGAAGGCUGUGAAACGACCGGCGAGCAUGUACAGCACCGGGAAGCGAAAAGAGAACCCCAUCGAGGACGACCUGAUCUUUCGAGUGGGUACCAAAGGAAGAAACAAAGGAGAGUUUACAAAUCUUCAGGGGGUAGCCGCAUCUACAAGUGGAAAGAUAUUAAUUGCAGACAGUAACAACCAAUGUGUACAGAUAUUUUCCAAUGAUGGCCAAUUCAAAAGUCGUUUCGGCAUCCGAGGGCGCUCCCCUGGGCAGCUGCAGAGGCCCACUGGGGUGGCCGUGCAUCCCAGUGGGGACAUUAUCAUUGCAGAUUAUGAUAACAAAUGGGUUAGCAUCUUUUCUUCAGAUGGGAAGUUUAAGACAAAAAUUGGAUCCGGAAAGUUGAUGGGGCCCAAAGGAGUGUCUGUGGACCGCAAUGGGCACAUUAUUGUGGUGGACAACAAGGCGUGCUGUGUGUUCAUCUUCCAGCCAAAUGGGAAAAUAGUCACCAGGUUUGGUAGCCGAGGAAAUGGGGACAGGCAAUUUGCAGGUCCCCAUUUUGCAGCUGUAAAUAGCAAUAAUGAGAUUAUUGUUACAGAUUUCCAUAAUCAUUCUGUCAAGGUAUUUAAUCAGGAAGGAGAAUUCAUGUUGAAGUUUGGCUCAAAUGGAGAAGGAAAUGGGCAGUUUAAUGCACCCACAGGUGUAGCAGUGGAUUCGAAUGGAAACAUCAUUGUGGCCGACUGGGGAAACAGCAGGAUCCAGGUUUUUGAUGGGAGCGGAUCAUUUUUGUCCUACAUUAACACAUCUGCUGACCCACUCUAUGGCCCCCAAGGUCUGGCCCUAACUUCAGAUGGCCAUGUUGUGGUUGCAGACUCUGGAAAUCACUGUUUCAAGGUCUAUCGGUACUUACAGUAGCAGCAGAUACCCCUUACAGAGGUCUUGCACUAUAAACUGGAAUGGAGUUCUCGACGUGGGACCAGACUAUGAUUAUCUUCAUACCAGGAAGAAUCUUUGAUGAACUUUCCAAGGCUAUUUCUGAAUGUAACAAUUUCCUUAAAAACUGCUUAUCCAAUUUCCAUAAUUCACUUUUAGGAUUUAAAAAGAAUAUCUUCUACUGAAUCUAUACAAACUGCAAUGUUUUACACCUGUGAACUAUGGCUUAUAGGACAGGGAUUUAUGUAGUUAAACUAAUUUUGCAAAUCGAACCUUAAAAACAACUAGGAUAUGUAAAGAUAUUUGUUAACUUCUGAAUGGUAGCCUUUGCACAGAGCUUCCAAGAACAAAACUUGUAGCUAUGUAUUUUAUUUACUCUAGGUCAUAGGACCUGGGGAAUCUUCUAACCUCACUUUUACAGUAGGUUUUACUCUUGUGACUUUUGUUGUUGUUGUUGUUGUUGUUAUCAACAACUACAUAUGAAUUACUUUAGAAAAAUUACAAGGCUUUCUUGCAAAAGUCCUUCCAGCUCUGACUCAUGGGCCCCUUGAGUUGAGCACUCCAGAAUCAAUGCAAAUUUCCCAAUCUUUCUGGGUUUGAUCAGAGAUCCUUUUUGUGCAUUUUCUUUACCUUCUCUCCUGCCCACCUUGCAUCAGAAAACAGAGUGUGUAUUCAGGAAAACCUGAAAUUCCUGAUGCUUUGGAAGGCAUAUGGCAGAAGCAAGGGGACCUUUUGGUCAUCAACUCCAGGUCAAUGUACUGGAAUGUAAACAAGAAAAAGUUAUGUUUCAUGUGCCAUGUUGUCGCGUGUGUCUUUCCUCUUCCACUUCAUGAAAGCGAAAGCUUUACCUCCUGCAAAAUGUCAGCACAUGUAGUAGGACACCAGGAUCCUAGGACAGAGAGCCAUAAGCAGCCCUUUGGAGGACAGAUGGUGUUAACCAAAGGCAUGUGAUUGAUUCAUGAUUUCCCCUUAGAGAGCAAGUGUUACCAAAGUUCUGUUGAGCAUUACAGGUAAGGGCAUGUUACGGUUAUUUAUCAUUGUUUAAUGAAUAGUAGAGGCAUUAAGGGACUAUGUAUACAUGAUAAGGGUAAGAUAGAAUGUAUUAUA